CAGAGCACCAUUUCUUACAUUGUACACUUUCGAACAGUCCUACAAAUCAACAGUGUCAUGUUGAGAUUGUUUGUUUUGCUAGUUCUCUCGUCAGGGGUUGUUGCUAAAUGUGUUAAUGAAGAGGGGGAGGCGAGGUCAUGGUUCCUCAUGCUCAAGAUGCCUGGUGGUUACGACUACUUGUACGCAGAUAAUGUAGAAGGUGAGCUGAAGAAAGGGUCUUACAAGCUGACAGAUAAAGAGAAUCCAGCAGGUCGAGUUUUAGAACCGAUCUACUCUGACGCUGAUCACGGUACUAACUUUAUCGUGUACAACGAUCAGGUUCCUGAUGGAUCAGUCACAACUUGUAGGGGACACACUAAAGGUGCGGUGAUCUGGAACGACGACAGCAGUAUACAGUGGCUGAUACACAGUGUUCCUAACUUCCCUCCCCAAAAAGAGAAAGGAUACUCGUUCCCGGCGACAGCAGAGAGAUUUGGACAGUCUAUCUUGUGUAUUGACAUGGAGGAGAAAGCACUGGGUCUGAUCACAGAACACUUGUACUACACGUGGCCCAUGAUCUACAACUCUAGUGUCAGUGAGAAGUACACUGACAACAUACAGUACUUAGAUCUGGUACUACACGGUAAACAUGUCAAGGGAGCUCCCUGGGUCAAGAUACAAGAGUUCGAGACAGCAGAACAAGACAUGAAGUUCACAGCGUUCGCUAAAACGGGAGAGUUUGGUUCUGAUCUGUACAAGGACGUGAUAGCACCGCACCUCCAGGAGAACAUGUACACAGAGACAUGGCAGAACGGGAGAGGGAGGAUCCCAUCCAACUGUAGCGGAGACACAGCUGUGUACAACAACGUGAAGAUGAAGCUGCUAGACCGGGAGUACACAGAGACACAGGACCACAGUAAGUGGGCUGUAACAGAUCAGGGACACCUCUGUGUAGGGGGCAUCAACAGGAUGAGCAGUCAGUUUACCAGAGGCGGAGGUAGCUUGUGCUUUAAGGCUGGGGAGGUGUGGAAACAGAUGCUGCAUGGUAUACAGCUCUACGAGGAGUGCCAGGAACACAUGUAGAGGAGUGCCAGGAACACAUGUAGAGGAGUGCCAGGAACACAUGUAGAGGAGUGCCAGGAACACAUGUAGAGGAGUGCCAGGAACAUGUUUACAGGAAUUUUAGGAACAUUACAUAAAGUUUACACUCUGAAGUUUGGACAAUGUGGUUAUUAUACUAUUUAACUUGUGCACGUUACACGGUUACACGUUACACACUCUUCAAUAUUCAUUAAUCCACAUUAAACUUCGUCAAGUAAUUUAUAUCAGGGAACUCUAUACAAUCCCUAGUACAUUGUAAUAUGGAAUUCUCUGGUCAUAUUUUCGAAGCGUGAAUGGUGGAUUGUUAAUUGUUAUUAUGUUGCAUUGUCUGUGAUGGGUUGGCUGAGGCCUUUAAUGGCAUAAAUCGAUUAAGAAGACUAAUUUAAGAGCUAUUUUGAGAUUUGCUAUCAAUUAAAACCAUUAUUUAAGUUGUCAUGUCACAACAUUUUACUCAUGUAUUUUCUUUUACAAAAUGUUUUA
Molecule: messenger RNA, 1560 nt
Organism: Bolinopsis microptera
Lineage: Eukaryota; Metazoa; Ctenophora; Tentaculata; Lobata; Bolinopsidae
Product: plancitoxin-1-like
Exons: 3
Coding region: 58-1062 (334 amino acids)
Biological process (GO): apoptotic DNA fragmentation
Molecular function (GO): deoxyribonuclease II activity
Source: RefSeq, a predicted model, not a curated record